Messenger RNA from Nematocida minor, 399 nucleotides. RefSeq lists its product as uncharacterized. Bases 1 to 399 code for a protein of 132 amino acids. The transcript has a single exon. NCBI's taxonomy places the organism in Eukaryota, Fungi, Microsporidia. The record is from RefSeq and is a predicted model, not a curated record.
AUGGAGGCCGUACUGAAAGAAAAACUUAGCGCAAUAGACAGAAUAAUUGAGAAAAUGAAAGAGAAGAAGGAGGUCACCUUGACAGAGGUGCUGAAAGAGGAGAUUGACAGGCUCAAAAGACUGAACAAAGAGUACGAGGAGGUUUUGAACAGGAAAAAAGUCAAAAGCAGAGAAGAAAGCAGCGGGAAGAUAAAGUACACGCUCUCUGACGGCUCUGUGUAUGUGGUGCACAAAGAGAAAAAGUACAAGUAUCUGUACGAUGCAAACACCUCAAUAAUUACGUACGAGUUUGGGAACGGACAGAUCGAGAGAACCUUUCCCUUCGGAAUCAAAGAGAUACGCACGCCAAACGGCAAGAUAGUUAUAAAAACAUCGGAAAAAGAGUACGAUCUGCUGUAG